ACAAAACACACAUUACGCCGUAUAUAUGACCACAAACAACCACCCAACAUCAGUGCUUAUUUCACAGUGUUUGAUGGAAGGCAGCUCCCGAUAUACUCAUGGAAUGUACGUUGAUUUGAGAUAUGGUAAUGUUUCAGUUAUAAACAGUACAUUCAAAUCACUUGCGAGGCCAAUAGAUUUACGAUUCCAUGAUCAGUGCCAAAACAUUAACAUUGAGCGCAACCGCGUUGAAAAUACCUUAUCUCAGAGACAUAUUGAUUUGUAUAAAUCUGGUUCUGGAAAAAGCGAAAACUGUACCUUGAACAUUGUGGAUAACAUAGUUAGCCAGGAUAGUGGCGACACUUCUCAAACCGGCGGGGUAAGGGUUUGGGCACGCUACGAUAUUAUGAGAAUCAACUUAGACAGAAACAGCCUGUCAGGUAUCAACUAUCUGGCACUUUAUCUCUAUCUCUAUCACACUUCCGCUCUUGUUUCUGUUUCCGAAAACGUUAUCGCUGACUGCGAAAAAGCCAUGCACGUUGAAGCAUAUGGUGGGUCGGCAACUGUCAGCAUACAUCAAAAUACGGUUCUAAGAAAUUUUGGAACGGAUAUUAUCAAACUCAUAACAGCUGAUUAUUUAAAACGUCCACUGGAGUUUGAAAGAAAUUCGAUGCGAAAUAACUCCAACACAGUUGUUACUGUUGAGGCGUCAAAUGCUUUACUACACUACAACGUAUUCAACAACCCGGAUGCAACGUCCAAUAUUAAAGUGUCCACAUCACAAGGAGGUUACGGGGAUGUGAACGCCACUCUGAAUUACUGGGGCAGUGUUGAUUCAAGGCAGAUUGCGGGAAAGUUGUACGACCAGAGAUCAAACCCUGCACUACCUCUCGUCAUAUAUCAACCCUACUUUGAGAACAGCUCCCUAUCUUCGGUUUACGAGGAGACGCGGAGGUUUGUGACUCCAGACGGUAUUCUUGGUGGUGACGUCAAUGGCAACGUCACAUUGACUGUAGAGGGAAGCCCGUACACCGCCGUUAGUUCCAUUAACGUACUCCCCGGUGACGUUCUUCAGGUUGAAGCAGGUGUCGAGAUCAACUUUUUGCCGAACAUUGGCGUCACCGUCGAAGGUGCAUUAAUCGUGGAGGGCAACAUCGAUAAUCCGGUGAAUUUCUUACCUCAAUCGACGGAGAAAAAGUGGCGUGGGAUUGAAUUUCUACACACUGAAUAA
This is a messenger RNA of Liolophura sinensis, 1210 nucleotides long. Its product is annotated as protein bark beetle-like. Gene Ontology annotation, cellular component: membrane. The transcript has 3 exons. Gene Ontology annotation, biological process: cell-cell junction maintenance. NCBI's taxonomy places the organism in Eukaryota, Metazoa, Mollusca, Polyplacophora, Chitonida, Chitonidae. Bases 26 to 1210 code for a protein of 394 amino acids. The record is from RefSeq and is a predicted model, not a curated record.